AUGAACGCGCAGUUGACCAUGGAGGCGAUCGGCGAGCUGCACGGGGUGAGCCAUGAGCCAGUGCCCGCUCCUGCCGACCUCCUGGGCGGCAGUCCCCACGCGCGAAGCUCCGUGGCGCACCGUGGCAGCCACUUGCCCCCCGCGCACCCUCGUUCCAUGGGCAUGGCGUCCUUGCUGGACGGCGGCGGCGGCGGCGGCGAUUACCACCACCACCACCGGGCCCCCGAGCACAGCCUGGCCGGCCCCCUGCACCCCACUAUGACCAUGGCCUGCGAGACUCCCCCAGGUAUGAGCAUGCCCACCACCUACACCACCUUAACCCCUCUGCAGCCGCUGCCGCCCAUCUCCACCGUCUCGGACAAGUUCCCCCACCAUCACCACCACCACCAUCACCACCACCACCCGCACCACCACCAGCGCCUGGCGGGCAACGUGAGCGGUAGCUUCACGCUCAUGCGGGACGAGCGCGGGCUGGCCUCCAUGAAUAACCUCUAUACCCCCUACCACAAGGACGUGGCCGGCAUGGGCCAGAGCCUCUCGCCCCUCUCCAGCUCCGGGCUCGGCGGCAUCCACAACUCCCAGCAAGGGCUCCCUCACUAUGCCCACCCGGGCGCCGCUAUGCCCACUGACAAGAUGCUCACCCCCAACGGCUUCGAAGCCCACCACCCGGCCAUGCUCGGCCGUCACGGGGAGCAGCACCUCACGCCCACCUCGGCUGGCAUGGUGCCCAUCAACGGCCUUCCUCCGCACCACCCUCACGCCCACCUGAACGCCCAGGGCCACGGGCAGCUCCUGGGCACGGCCCGGGAACCCAACCCUUCGGUGACCGGCGCACAGGUCAGCAAUGGAAGUAAUUCAGGGCAGAUGGAAGAGAUCAAUACCAAAGAGGUGGCGCAGCGUAUCACCACCGAGCUCAAGCGCUAUAGCAUCCCACAGGCCAUCUUCGCGCAGAGGGUGCUCUGCCGCUCCCAAGGGACCCUCUCGGACCUGCUGCGCAACCCCAAACCCUGGAGCAAACUCAAGUCCGGACGGGAGACCUUCAGGAGGAUGUGGAAGUGGCUGCAGGAGCCCGAGUUCCAGCGCAUGUCUGCGCUCCGCUUGGCAGCAUGCAAAAGGAAAGAACAAGAACAUGGGAAGGAUAGAGGCAACACACCCAAAAAGCCGAGGUUGGUCUUCACAGAUGUCCAGCGUCGAACUCUACAUGCAAUAUUCAAGGAAAAUAAGCGUCCAUCCAAAGAAUUGCAAAUCACUAUUUCCCAGCAGCUGGGGUUGGAGCUGAGCACGGUCAGCAAUUUCUUCAUGAACGCAAGGAGGAGGAGUCUGGACAAGUGGCAGGACGAGGGCAGCUCCAAUUCAGGCAACUCAUCUUCUUCAUCAAGCACUUGUACCAAAGCAUGAAGGAACACCCACAAACUAAACCUCGGUGGAAAAGCUUUAAAUAAAAAAAUUUUUAAAAGACCAGGACCUCAAGAUAGCAGGUUUAUACUUAGAAAUAUUUGAAGAAAAAAAAAGUGUUAUUUAUAGUCCAAAGAAACCAAAGACUUAGCUCACCUGCAUUCUGACUUUGUUCGGAGACACACACUUCAGCGGGGCAACGACUUGGCAAGAGAAAAUAUGAGCAGAAAAGCACCACUGGAUCUCACACCUUCAAUCCAUGAUCAUUCUCGCUGUGCUUGGCUGUUUUGUGGUUUGGAGCAUAGUGAUUUUGAGCCAUUGAGUGGACAUCUUUUAAGAUCAGACUUUCUCAUCCGUUCCACUAUGCCACGAAGGUGUAUGGUGUCUCAGUACUGUGUGUGGGUACGUGAGUGCAUACACAUACACACACACACACACACACACACACACACACACACACACACAUGCAUCACCAGUGGUUAGGGACUUAGGCAGGCUGGUCUUCAGGAAGGGUUGUGCUAUAGGAGUGCACCCAACAUAGUGUGGGGUUGUCUGAGUUCAUUGGAUAGGAGUGUGAUUUCGCUCGUCUAGCCUAGCGUUUGAACCUGCCAGGCCCGCAACCUAAAUGCAGAUUCAAACCCAGCAAAGAAAAUUUGAAUGACACCUAAACCAGUGCAUUCUCUUUGUUUGUUAAGGAAUGUUCAGAUAUUUUUUAAGAAAUGAAACAAGAGUCCAUCCAUUAAAAGAAAAAUCACCUAGGUACCAAAGAACACACUUAAUAUUAUAGUGCAGGUAUUUUAUUGCAAUGAUUUUAAUAACCAAAGCUAUUUUUACACAAGAUACUAUGUAAAGUUAUACGUAUAAACUGAUCUAGCUGUAAUACACAUGCCACAUAGAAUCAUGACUAUUAUUUAUGACUCUUGAAGCAUUUGAAAUAUUAGUUUUCAGAACUGGCAAGAAAGAAUGUAGCUUCAGGGAAGCAUUUAAUAUCAGAACAGAGAGGUCAGUGUAGUAUACAUGUACAUCCAGAUGGCACACUCCCUUUUGGGAUCCGUAAAUGAUACUUAGACAUAUAGACGUGAUGCCAUAAUCUGUUCAUAGCUGAGAAAACCUGGGGAUUCUUCCAAAGUAGGACCCCAUUUAUAAAUUAGAAAACUAAGUUUAACAGAGCAAACAAUUAAAUUAGAACAUUUGUUCAAAGUAAUGCUUUUUUAGUAAAAGACCACUGAAUAAAGGAUAUCAUACUUGGGUUAAUUUGACUGAAAGUUGCUUUAUGCAUUUGACACCAAAUACCUUUUUAAAAUAUUUUACAAACACACAAAGUGAGCAGACCAACAUUAUUAUUAAAAUGAACUAUCCAGUAUUUGUAACCAAAUUGAUCUUAUUGCCAAUCUCAGACAUAUUAUGACUUGAACAUCAAUAAAAAUAGCAGAGGCAACUGAGAAGUGGUGGAAUGCCAUAGAAAAAACCAGAGUUCUAGUGGAAGACAAGACUUUGGGUUCUAUUGGUGUAAAGCUAUUUAUUUCACUAAGCAUAGCCUCCAAAGUAUACUACAUUCUUUCUUGCUACUGCAUUAAGCUGGAAAUUUUCUAACAGAGAGUCCACUCUCUAACAGGGACAGAUAAAACACUAGAUCUGAGCUUCCAAAUACAAAAUUUUCAAUUUCUGUUUUUCCAAAUCACUUAACCAGAACUGGAGAAAUCAAGGGGGAAGAAAAAAACUAAUACAGUUGUACUAGCAGUACCCAAGUAAAUCACUUGCUUCCCAGAAAAAUUCUCUCUGAACUCCAUUGAAUUGUAACUCAAACAAAUGGAUGUCUUUUGUACUAUUAGGUAAAGAAUUGGGUACUCUUGGUUAAUUAGCACACCUAAUUAGAGAUAUGAAGUGAAAUGUUAUCACAACAAUAAGUUGUUAAUUGAUAUUCAUUAAAAUGCUAAAGGAAAAAUAUUGAACCAUCUUGACACAAAACCUAACUCCUUAAGGUCAAGUCUCAGCGUCUUGUCUAGGUCUAGAAAGAGACGGGCACCUGGAGAGAUGAAACUAAACCAACAAGCCAUCUGGAUCUCCUUCAUGUCUGCUGUAGAAUGAGAAAAGCAAACCAACACAUACUUCUCCUUUAAUGAAAUAGUGCAUUUGCCUUGACACAUUUUGUCUUAGUAUUUUUUUUUAUCUCAUACCAAACUCCAGCUUAAAAAUUUCUCUUCUAAAUAUGGCACAACUACAGUUCAGCUAUUAAAAGAGAGCAUUUCAAUGGCCACCCUUAGAGAUUUGCUUAACAUAUAAUCUUGUCAAUGACAUAAACCAAAAGGAAAAAAACUGAUUAACUUUUUCACUCUCUCCAGGAAUGGUGGGGGCCAGGGGUACAGCUAUAAUAAUAUAUUUAUAAUUCAGGAGGGAGGAAAGCCUUAUUUAUUUAAAACAUGAGAAUAUUAAAUGCAGGGACAUUCAAGCUGUGUCUACACACAAUCUUACCAAAUUCAGCUCCCCAGGAAAAACAAAAGUUGAAUUCAAACACCAUGGUUUUUGCUUCGUUUGUGCUACAUAUCCCCUUCAGAUUGAUCCGAUUGCAUUUGACCUUUCAACCAAUUAUUUUGGUACUGUGUAGACACAGUCUCAGAGAAUAUUACUACAUUUCUAAUAUUCCCAUCAUAAUGCUUUUUUGAAAAAAAAAAUACAGUGAUCCUAUUUGCUGACACCAAAGAUAAUUUUCAUACCAGCAUUGAAUUUGCACCCAUUACGCAAUUUCAGGGCCUAGAGAUAUAUUUUCUCAUAAACAGAUGCACAAAUCAGAGCCUGAAAAGCAAUUUUUUUACUUGACUGUUCAAGUAUACUCACAACCUUUGCUUUUUAGAAAUCAUAACGACAAACUCAGCUUCUCAUGAGCAAUAUACUCGUUACGUCAUGUACAACUGAUUCUUUAUUGCUUCUAACUUGGCAUGUGGCAUUAAUUUAUGGCUCAGCUUUCUUAACCUAUCACACUCAAUGGAGCAGAUCACAUGCCAUUUGCUCAUCCAUUAUUUCUCAAUCCUUUUGGAAAAUUCACCUAAAAAGAUAUCUCAUUUUUUCAUUUGUAUGUUUGUUUCUUCCAGAACUGCACUUCACUUAACAUGUUUUGGGGUUCUGUGGGGGCUUUUUUUUGGUAGAAUGGAAGUUAGACUGUUUUUCACCAUAAACCAUUCAGGUCCUCUCAUGCCUAGAAGUUUCCCUGAAAGGGGGCAAAGAAAGAGAGUGGAAGAUGAGAAGUCUGGAUACUCCAGAAGCCCAGACUUCAGUAAAGUUCAGGUAAAUGAAUUCUGAAUGUCAGGAACUAAGUAUUCAGUCCCUGGAUGCAGCUGUCAUAGACCCCAAAACCCAAAGAGAAUGUGGGGAAAUUCAGAAAUUCUAACUGAAUAUGUCACUCACUCUGCACCCCCCCCCCCAAAAAAAAAGCAUAAUUAAUUUUCCAGGACAAAAAAGUAAAAGCACCAUGCUACUUUUGGACUCAUGCCACUCCCAUUGCUACCCCAGGUGAAUGAUCCAUCUUUGCAGGUUAAAUGCAAACUUUGCUAUACCAAAGAGUCCUAGGACAUUUUCACAUGAGCUAUAAAGGCAUUUUCUGUAAGAAAGGUCCUCCCUUCUUUGUACAUAAAGGAUGAAAACUAUGCAUUUAGCAAACAAAGAGAAAGCACUUCCCCCUUUCCUAUCUAGUUGUUUAGGGUGCAUUCAAACACCAGAGGCCAUUUUGAGAUGCGAUUGGCCUUCUGGAUUAUUCUUGUGGUGUGGUUAGCUUUACAGUACAUUUGGUAACUAUUUCCUAAAUAGUAAGGACAAAGAAGCAGAAGGUAAGAAAUAGCUACUUCCACGUGUAAAAAAAAAAAAAGAAAAAAAAAGAAAAAGAAAAAAAAAAGUGUAAAGAUCUACUAUUUAUAGUGUGAACCAAAGACGCUACCUCACUCGAUUUCCAUUGGUGAUUUUAAUCACAUUGAUGAUACCAAAGAAUACCAAAGAUAUUUUCAUGCACGGCCUUGGUCUGCAGAGGGAACUCCACCCUUUUCCCUCCCCCACCUCUCCUCCCCUCCUCACUCUUCACUCAGUGUGUAAACUUGUCUUCAUUCUUAAUAAUAAUGAUACGAAAUGAUAACAACAACAUUAGGAAAUACUACUCUUACUACUGCUAGUUCUACUUGUAAAUCUCUAGGCAAACAUGUUGCAAACUUUGUAAACUCCUAGGACGAGUGCCUUGCUUGAACCAAAGUGUUAAACCGCUGUUGACCUCUCACCUUAUACUCUUUGAAUACCUCAGCCUCUUAGAAAGGCCACUAAUGAAAAAAAAAAAAAAAGGAAUAAUUAUUCACCGUGGUGCUUUUUCCGUGCAACCAUGCAAUGAAACUUUCUUUGAUACCAAAGGAUGACUUUUCCCCCCAAUUUCUUGCUGAUAAACCAAAGCUCCUCCUCCUCGUUCCCUCUCAAGAUCCCCCCACUUCACCGAGCCCCUUCACCAGGCAGGCCGUGCAUCACUUUUACCAAUUCCUCCAAAUACCUCAUAGUAAUAAAGUUUUAGGGUUAUGUUGUAUAGAGAGUCUAUGUGAUAAGGCAGAACUUACUAGUUUGAUAAUUGUUAAGGUUACUUUAAAAAAAACUUUAUAAUUCUUAUUUA
Molecule: messenger RNA, 6031 nt
Organism: Lynx canadensis (Canada lynx)
Lineage: Eukaryota; Metazoa; Chordata; Mammalia; Carnivora; Felidae
Gene: ONECUT1
Product: one cut homeobox 1
Exons: 2
Coding region: 1-1398 (465 amino acids)
Biological process (GO): regulation of transcription by RNA polymerase II
Cellular component (GO): nucleus
Molecular function (GO): RNA polymerase II cis-regulatory region sequence-specific DNA binding; DNA-binding transcription factor activity, RNA polymerase II-specific
Source: RefSeq, a predicted model, not a curated record